Sphaeroforma arctica JP610 is the source of this 2675-nucleotide messenger RNA. RefSeq lists its product as hypothetical. The transcript has 8 exons. Gene Ontology annotation, biological process: mRNA cis splicing, via spliceosome; alternative mRNA splicing, via spliceosome. Gene Ontology annotation, cellular component: precatalytic spliceosome. The record is from RefSeq and is a predicted model, not a curated record. NCBI's taxonomy places the organism in Eukaryota, Ichthyosporea, Ichthyophonida. The coding region runs from base 56 to 1588 and encodes 510 amino acids. Gene Ontology annotation, molecular function: RNA binding.
GAACCACGGUACAAUAUUUACCAGUGUGGAUGCACUUAGAUUUCCUGCCUGUGUCAUGGCUUUGUACGGUGGCCUAUAUGGCGAUCUCCCAGUAGACUCUGAUAAAAAGAAAAAAGCCAGACAUGACAGUCCACUGGCACCAGGCGCUCCCUCGCCUGGGCAACCAGCGAAGUCGCAGUAUUCGUCCAAAGCGGCAGGUUGGAGCACAGCGAAUCAAAUGAUGAAGUCCAUGGUGAUGCGGAAAAAGAUGGAGAAGCAGCAACAACAACAGCAACAACAACAGCAAGCACACUCACAGACACAGCAAGGUGUGGGAGGCCUUGCCGGGCUUGCCUAUGGGGUACAGUCUCGCGGUAACGAUGACGUGCCUGAUGGAGCUACACUGGAUAGCUCUACAACUACUUCUGUUAUGCCUUCUAGUAAUGCGGUUAAUUCUAACGUGCAUGUUCGCUCCAUCGUACCUCUAGAAAAUCAACCGGUGGGUGUGCUCGACUUCCCAAUGACCAUCAUAGAAGAUGAGUACAAUCCAAUGCGUCCCAAUGAUUACGAUAGUUGGUUAACGGAACAAAUGAGAGAGAAAUCACAAGCGAAAGGCGAAGGUUUGAAUAGCAAGGAACGGGACGGGAAGUCCUCACAUAGCGAUAGCAGGGACGGCCGCAGUGGUAGAGAUCGGGAGAGAGACCGAGACAGAGGAAGGGAUCGACACGACAGGGAUAAAGGCAGGGAUAGGGACAGGGAUACAGACCGAGACAGAGAUAGAGAUAGAGAUAGAGACAGCCAUGGUGAUAGACAUAGAGACAGGGAUGAUAGGGGUCGCAGCCGGAAGAACUCCGGUGAUCAUGGUAGUGGUAGCAGCAGCAGUGCACGUGCGUCAGGUGGUGCUACAGUAAGCACGCAGAGCAAGGAAGCCAUAGCAGCGGCGUUGGCGGUGGCCACGGCUAAGGCGCGAGCAGCCGCGUCCGCUAUGCAGCCCAGUGCUCCCACUAUAAAUCUACAAGAAUCGGCUGAGGACGCCAUUGCCAGGCGGAGAGGUAUGAGUGCGGGUAUGAAGAAGCCGCCGCCCCCACCUACACCGGGACGAGGUGGAAGUGCCGCUGGUGGUAACGACGGGUCGUGGGCGGCUAAGAUGAUGGGGCAGAUGGGCUGGCAAGAAGGGAAAGGCAUUGGGAAGUCACAACAAGGCAUGGCAACACCCCUUAUGGUCAAUAAUGGUCAGGGGACGAUGGGCAAACAAAUCGCACCAGCUCCGUCCAAGCCUGCAAAUACGAAAGAUCUCCGCAACCCGAGUACAAUUGUCUUACUGGAGAACAUGGUGGGUCCUGGUGAGGUUGACGACGAUCUACAACCUGAAGUGGAGGAGGAGUGUUCGCAGUACGGCAAAGUAGUCAAAGUUCUCAUAUUCGAGGUACCUGGCGGACAAGUAUCUGAUGAUAGAGCUGUUCGAAUAUUUGCAGAAUUCAAAUCAGUAGCUGCGGCAACGAAAGCAUUAAUCGCACUUGGCGGUCGGUUUUUCGGCGGCCGCACUGUGCGAGCAUCGUUCUAUAACCCGGCCCGGUUUGCAAGCUUUGAUCUAGCGCCCACGAAGUAGUAGAUUAGAUUACUAUGAUAAAAAAAUAGCCGCCGCGUUACCGGACCAUUGGAGCAAGUCCUGAGAAGCACCUCGAUAAGUGGUCACGGUCACGGUGUAGUCCUUCUACCGUCAUGAGCAACGCAAGAUUGAUGUGUAGUUGCACCUGCGCCUCCAUUUAAGCAACGGAUGUGUGCUUUUGAAAUCUACUGCCUACUUAUCCGACUCGUGGUUCGAAGUGCAAUGGGUCACCUGAAGUUUGCUGAAUACUCGUUUCGAUGUGUUGGUUGUUGUGAUAACUUGAUUUAUUAUGUUAUAACUUCAGUGUCAACUUGAGCUUGUGUAAACCCAGCGCCAGACCCAUGAGUAUGCAUAUGUAUGCUAUGAGAAUUGUGUAUGCCCGUUCGUCGCUUGCGCAGUUUGUUCUCGUCGUCUGGUUCACAAGACCUGUUAACAAAUUACCCUGCAUUUGUAAGAAAUGUUAAGGAGCGUUUUGUUAGUCGUGUUUGAUCACAACAAAUGACGUGGCUCUAUGCCAAGCAUACAUUGCCGGAAGACGACCAUCCACAUACCAGUAAAAAUAGAAAGAGUUGGUUCCGAUUGAUCGCCAGCAUCAAUUUCGACUCCUUCACGGGUUGGUCGCAUAUGAAGAGCUCAACGAAGAACACAAGUAAGAGUACAGAGGUCGUGGUGAUAAAGGCCCAGAUAAUGUACGGGAGAUUCAUCAUGCGCCGUGAUGGUUCGGCAUCAACAAGCCAUGUCAGAGCCAGCCACAUUGUCAUCGUCAGUCCUGCCAACUCGGCGAACGCGAUAGUCCAGGCGCGUUUUGUAUACCUAUCCUUACUUAAGUGGCCGCCAAUGCCGCAGCCCAUGAGGUAGAGCGCCGUGUAGCCUAGGAAUAGAAGGUUUCGAAAGGCUGUGACUGCAAAGUUAUGCUACUUUGAUGCUGGGCAAACCGAACAGAAGAAUCGCAUACGGGUAAUGGAAGACAAAGGGGUUGUGUCAGCAGAGAGCCGACGCGAGAAUAAAUGCUUUUUUUUAUGGUCUUGAUUUAACAUGCAUACAGAUUAUUAUUAACUCAAUCACCGCUGGAAGUGACGAACAUUUG